CCCAAAAGAUAACAGCGCACAGAUGCUCGUUCCACUUAGGAAUUACUGUGUUUGUCUCAGAAUCGUUUGCAUGAACGCAAACAUGAUUCUCUAGCAAAGCAGUCACCUGGCACAGCCUGUUUACCUGUGUUGACUCAGCGUGGAGCAGCAGCCUGGUACUCCGCUUCAUAUCGACCUUUUAAAGCAUGAAUCUCACUCGAUUGGAUGAGUGCUGUGCCUUCGAGGCUCCCAUCUUGGACCAGGUUUUACCUCCGAUUCUGGUCCUCGAGUUCAUGUUCGGACUGCUGGGGAACUUCGUGGCUCUGUGGAUGUUCAUCUUCCACAUGGAUGAAUGGAAGCCAAACUCUGUAUACCUGACUCACCUGGCUGUUGCAGACUCCAUUGUGCUGUUCUGCCUUCCUUUCAGGGCUGACUAUUACAGGCGAGGGAAGGACUGGCUGUACGGCGAUGCCAUGUGUCGAAUUCUUCUCUUUCUUCUGGCUGCAAACCGUGCUGCCGGGAUCUUCUUCCUCACGGCUGUAGCUGUUGACCGUUACUUUAAGAUCGUCCACCCGCUGAAUAAGAUCAACAAAUUGGGUCUCGGCUAUGCACUCUGGGUCUCGCUCUUCCUCUGGGGUCUCAUAUUUCUCGCAACCGGGUAUCUCCUCUCUGAAGAGCACUUCUUCGAAUCCAGAAACCGCACUCAGUGCGAGAGUUUCAACAUCUGCAUGGGUUUCAGCCCCCUGUCCACCUGGCACAACACUUUCUACAUCGUCCAGUUUUUCCUCCCCACCACAAUUGUGGCUUUCUGCACCAUCAGAAUCACCUGGCAGCUGAGGAACAGGACUGUAGACAAGAAGGGGAAAAUCAAACGGGCCGUGCAAUUUGUUUUGGCUGUGGCUCUGAUCUUUAUUACCUGCUUCUUCCCCAGCACCAUUUCACGCAUCGCUGUGUGGAUCCUCAAGGCGUGGUAUGACGAAUGCAAGUACUUUGAAGCGGCCAACCUGGCGUUCUACACAUCGGUUUGUUUCACUUACUUCAACAGCGUCCUCAACCCGGUGGUGUACUAUUUCUCAAGCCCGGCCUUCAGCGGCACCUUCAAGAAGGUCAUGAAUAAACUGCUGAGGAGGAGCAAUGAUGAGAUCAAAUCUGAGAAUGAAAUUUCCACUGUUGAGGGUAGAAUAUAAAAGCACCUACGAUUUGAAGCUGUUACAUGAGGGCACAAUGCCUUUUAAAGCCCUGUCUAUUGACUUUUAGUUAUAACUGUAGAAAGAUGUUAGGUUGAGACUGAACAAAAUCCACCGACCCUAUAUGAUAUUAGAAGCUCAAUACUGUGUACUUCACAUAAAAUC
Molecule: messenger RNA, 1331 nt
Organism: Cheilinus undulatus (humphead wrasse)
Lineage: Eukaryota; Metazoa; Chordata; Actinopteri; Labriformes; Labridae
Product: hydroxycarboxylic acid receptor 3-like
Exons: 1
Coding region: 186-1166 (326 amino acids)
Biological process (GO): G protein-coupled receptor signaling pathway
Cellular component (GO): membrane
Molecular function (GO): G protein-coupled receptor activity
Source: RefSeq, a predicted model, not a curated record